UCUCCGUCACAGGAUUCCAAGUACCUGGCAGACCUGAGGAGAUUCGUUUCCGUCCUCGCUCUGGACCCUCCUCUGCAGCGCCCCCCGAGUCGGGGGCCCCGGACGCCAGGGCUGAGGAGGAUUCAACCAGGACUUUCCAAAAGUUGCGGCGGGGCCUUCCGAUCCCCUCAGCCAUCUCCCAAACCUGGCCAGGCUGACAGGGCCAGCGAGGAUUCUCUACAGCUUGACAUUCAGAAACUCAAGGAGAAGAAGGACAUGUUGGACAAGGAGAUCUCCCAGCUAUUAUCAGAAGGCUACAGUGUAAAUGAACUGGAGGACCACAUCUCCCAGCUCCACGAGUAUAAUGACAUCAAGGAUGCGGCCCAGAUGCUGCUGGGAAGACUAGCUGUGAUCCGAGGUGUCACCACCAAGGAGUUGUAUCCAGAAUUCGGCCUAGACAUGAAUGACUGAGCUCACAGCCCUUUGCCCAUGGCCCACUGGGACAGGCAGAUGCGGACAUGAGAAGAAGCAGUGAAAGCCCAACCAGUGAACCCACAGGCUUUCCAGCAAGAAAACAUCAGAAGCCCUUUUUCUAGAGAGCCCAAGCCAAGUCAGGAGGGAGCCCAGCUCUAAGGUUCCCGAAACAUUCCAAUGAUAUCUGUGUAUGUGUAUGUAUCCUGUUUAUAAAUAAACAUGAGUGAUUU
Molecule: messenger RNA, 683 nt
Organism: Budorcas taxicolor (takin)
Lineage: Eukaryota; Metazoa; Chordata; Mammalia; Artiodactyla; Bovidae
Gene: SWI5
Product: SWI5 homologous recombination repair protein
Exons: 5
Biological process (GO): double-strand break repair via homologous recombination
Cellular component (GO): Swi5-Sfr1 complex; Swi5-Swi2 complex
Source: RefSeq, a predicted model, not a curated record